Molecule: messenger RNA, 180 nt
Organism: Punctularia strigosozonata HHB-11173 SS5
Lineage: Eukaryota; Fungi; Basidiomycota; Agaricomycetes; Corticiales; Punctulariaceae
Exons: 2
Coding region: 1-180 (59 amino acids)
Source: RefSeq, a predicted model, not a curated record
AUGCGCUUCCAACUUGUUCUGCUCACCUGCCUCGCCGCUGUCGGCCUCGGUGCUCCGAUGGAAGAGAAGAAGUUCGCCAUCCGCACCUGCCCCGAAGGCGGACCAGGCACGGCGUGCCCCGAGGGUUUCUUCCUGUGCCACAACACUUGCGUCGGCUGCGGUGGUACUUGCUCCGAUUAG